GAAGAAAAGUCAAGAAAUGUCUGCCAAUUUAAAAUACCUUUCCUUGGGCAUCCUGGUUUUUCAGACCACAAGUUUAGUCUUGACCAUGCGUUAUUCUCGGACACUGAAAGAAGAAGGACCUCGUUACUUAUCCUCUACUGCAGUAGUUAUUGCUGAACUUCUGAAGAUUCUGGCCUGUGUUCUGUUGGUCUACAAAGACAGCCAGUGCAAUUUACAGACUCUGAACAGAGUGCUACAUGAUGAAAUCCUUAAUAAACCCAUGGAAACUCUUAAACUUGCUAUUCCUUCAGGAAUUUAUACUCUUCAGAAUAACUUGCUGUAUGUAGCAUUGUCAAACCUAGAUGCAGCCACAUACCAGGUUACAUAUCAACUGAAAAUUCUUACCACAGCAUUGUUUUCUGUGUCCAUGUUGAGCAAGAAAUUGGGUGUAUACCAGUGGCUUUCAUUAGUGAUAUUGAUGACAGGAGUGGCAUUGGUGCAGUGGCCUUCAGACUCUCAAGGAACAGCUGCUAAGGAACAUUCAGCAGGAUCUCAGUUUGUAGGCCUGAUUGCAGUUCUUAUAGCAUGCUUUUCUAGUGGAUUUGCUGGGGUUUAUUUUGAGAAAAUUUUAAAGGAAACUAAGCAGUCUGUGUGGAUCAGAAACAUUCAGCUUGGAUUUUUCGGUAGCAUAUUUGGACUGAUGGGUGUAUACAUUUAUGAUGGAGAACAAGUGUCAAAGAAUGGAUUUUUUCAAGGAUACAAUAAACUCACUUGGAUAGUUGUUGUUUUACAGGCACUUGGAGGGCUGGUGAUUGCUGCUGUUAUAAAAUAUGCAGACAACAUUUUAAAGGGAUUUGCAACUUCUCUCUCUAUUAUACUGUCAACGUUGAUCUCCUAUUUCUGGCUGCAAGAUUUUGUCCCUACAAGUGUCUUUUUCUUCGGAGCCGUCCUUGUAAUAGCAGCUACUUUCCUAUACGGUUAUGACCCCAAACCCGCAGGAAAUCCCAUUAAAGCAUAGCAGACUUCCUCAUCAGCCUGCUUCUCAAGACCAUGCACUGGGGGCCUCGCUAACGAUGGUGUGUGGGAAGUGUCAUUGUGCACUGCAAGGGAAGGAUUACUGCCCUGAAUCUGUUGAAGAAAUGCUUAUGAGUAGUUUUGAACAGCCAGAUGGGUUAAAGGUCGUUGAUGAUACUGUCUGUAACUGAAAACAAAACAAAAACUGGCAGGGGAAUGCCCAGUGCAACUUGCUAAUAAAAACUUGAAAGGAACAAAAAGUUUCCAAGAAACUGCAAUUAGGAAUGUUUACAGCUUUGACUGGGAUUGUGUCAAAAGAAUUUACUGUACUGACUGCUGCAGAAAUAUGUCCUAUGCACUCUUUGAAAGAGCACAUGACAACAUUGUCAGAUUGUAUGUUUUUGCAAUUUGACUAUAUUUAAUCUUAGUAAAUAUGUUUUUAACUGUUUGUCUGUUUACCUGAAAUCAGCUGAACACACAUCAUAGUUCUAAAGUGAUGGUUCUAAUUAGAUAUUCCUUAUUAAAACUGUGAA
Aptenodytes forsteri (emperor penguin) is the source of this 1526-nucleotide messenger RNA. It is a transcript of the gene SLC35A3, whose product is annotated as solute carrier family 35 member A3. NCBI's taxonomy places the organism in Eukaryota, Metazoa, Chordata, Aves, Sphenisciformes, Spheniscidae. The transcript has 7 exons. Bases 17 to 997 code for a protein of 326 amino acids. Gene Ontology annotation, biological process: pyrimidine nucleotide-sugar transmembrane transport. Gene Ontology annotation, cellular component: Golgi membrane. The record is from RefSeq and is a predicted model, not a curated record. Gene Ontology annotation, molecular function: UDP-galactose transmembrane transporter activity.